Molecule: messenger RNA, 1025 nt
Organism: Aedes aegypti (yellow fever mosquito)
Lineage: Eukaryota; Metazoa; Arthropoda; Insecta; Diptera; Culicidae
Product: spindle and kinetochore-associated protein 1
Exons: 2
Coding region: 87-887 (266 amino acids)
Biological process (GO): regulation of microtubule polymerization or depolymerization; cell division; mitotic cell cycle
Cellular component (GO): mitotic spindle; spindle microtubule; outer kinetochore
Molecular function (GO): microtubule binding
Source: RefSeq, a predicted model, not a curated record
AUUCCUAGUUUCGACAAUUUGUGGGUUGAUUUGAUUUGAUUCAGUUAUUCAUUGUUUUUCUUCAAUCUUCAGGCGAUAAACCAAAAAUGGAAAAUAUAACGACAUCACUGGAAAAGCAAGUGCAGUUGCUUCGUCGGAUAGAAACAUUUUUCGAACUGCAGGCUUGCAAACCCGAUAUUGUCGCUGAUAUGAACGACCUCAACAGACAAUGCCUUGAUACGACGGGUGCGCUCAAUAAGGCAAAAUUUGCAUUGGACAAAUUUCGCAACGAGCUUGGCCCGAAAUAUGUAGAUGUCAUGAGGAAAAUGCAACGGAAUCAAACCCUCGCUAUUCAUUUGAUGGGACAGCUGAAAGAUAACGACCGAAAGAAACCCAUAUUACAGGAACACAACGGACAGACAGAUUCCAUUGGUUCAGCCAAAAAGGUUACUGCAGACAAAAUGUUCCUAUCCGAUUAUCAGAAAUCACCAUUCGUAACUAAAAUGAAGCCCCGAUGCCUGUCGUUCUUGGAUUUCAACUUCAAAAUCACCCACGAAGAGUUCGAUCAAAUCCCCAAGUAUAUGCGGGGCCGCGAAAACCUGGAUGAGCUUCUGGCAUUUAUGCAAACGGUUAUUGUGCCUUCCUUCGAGGAAAAGUACACAUUGCUGUACAAAAACAAGAAGGCCGUUACAAAUCAGCAGGAUUUGGCUCUAUGGAAAAUUUUCAACCAACAGCAAUCGGCAUUUCCAAACAUUAAAUUCGUCACACAAGGGGACAUUGCACGAAAGAUGGGUCGGUUGAUCGACAAAAAGGUCAAUGUAAAACUGCAAAUGUUGCGACAUUUACACGUUCUUCAAGAGACAAGAAAUGAAGGUACCGUGUACUAUCUCUGGUGUCGCGAUUGUUGAAUAUUGUCUUUGCGGGUUUCCUAUCUUCUUCAUAAGGCUAAUAUAAGGCUGAUAUGUGUAGCAAAUAAAAUAUAAUUUCAAAUGUAAAUAAACAUAAUUCCAAAUAAAACAUGCUUCGGUUUUGUGGCGUAAUAUGAA